GUUAGUACCAACCUGAAAACAGUCCUUACACAUUGCAAGGACAACAGUUGGAGGGCAAACACAGGUCUCUCAAUUACCAAUAUGCUGUCUCUCGGGAGGGCUCAAACCAUAUAUGCUCUGGGCGGCCUGUUGUUUCUUCUUAGCACGGCCAUCGCCAAUGUUGAAAAGACAAUAUUCACAGCUCCUGCAUCACUCCCUAUUCCCCAACAGAAGCCUUCGCUGGGUGAUCUCAGACUACCGAUCCUUACACCAGACGCCCCAAGUAUUCGAACUCAUAUCAGCCGCAGCUUUCCCUCUGAGCCAAAGGAUUACGCUUCCGGCGUUGCAACAUGGGUGCUUCUUGAUAAACUAAACCAAGGCCAGCGGUAUGAGUUUCGUGUAUGUUGGGCUGCGGUCCAACCAACUGGGUUUGACUUGGGUGUAUACGAGCUGGACACCGUGUGGCAGACACCAGAGCUGAUUCAGUCACUUGCCAGCUACUCAUUUUCUCGCCAAGAUCAAGAAGCUAGGCUGACAGAAGAGUCAACUCAAACUGAAGGCAGGGAGCGCGAGGCUUCCAUUCUUCUGCUACAGAUCAAGGCAUCUGCUGACUACUUUACGGACGACGCGGCUCUUAUGAAGGAUCCCUCACCUGUACACGUAGAUCUCAUCCUCGACCCCUAUCUUUAUGGUAUCGUCCCCCGUUCUCUAGUCUCAGCAGCUGGCUAUCUUGUUCUUGUCGGCGCGGUGGCUUGGUUUGUGUCCAGAUCUAUCGCCUCUAAGUUACAGACAAUUGCAGUCACAACCGAUGGCGCAAACAAAAAACAGAAUUAACGGGGUGUUGGCACCAUCGGGCUCUCGACUCUAGAUGCUAAAAAAGGGGCUUGGUGGAAUGCGUUCUACUAUCUACGUUAAUCAUAUUGCUCGUAACUUCUCCAACUUCAUGUCACUCUCCCUGGCCCUCUCAAGAGCUUCGAUAUCUAUACUCGUUUCGACACACAUCUUCAUCGAAAAACACUUUCAUAUCGAGCAUCCAAGUGUCGGAUGUGACAGGAGAGCUGUAAAUUUCUUCGGCUUGGGAUAUUCUUGCGGUCUCGUACCAAAACGAUUCAGGUGGUCGAUAACUCAAAAGAGUGGCAUAAAUACUGCGGUUGUUCCGUACAGGUUCAUUGCAGUCUCUCAGUAAGCUCCUCCAUACUGAGGGUGGGAACCAUGAGGCACAGGAGGAGCGCCACUGUUGAAUUGCGACUGGCCACCGUAAGACUGCUGGUUCCCCUGGCCUGCGUUAUAGGAAGGGUUAUAUCCUCCGGGAGGGGCUCCAGGUGGAGGAGGAAAGUUCUGAUUGCCUGAGCUUGGCGGUGGUGCACUAUAGCCCUGUGACUGCUGAGCAUGUUGAUCAGGCGGGCCGCCAAAGUGGCCGCCGUGCGCUUGAACAUCUGGAAAGCCUGUACCAGAAGACGGUUGAUGUGGCUGUUGUCCAGGGGGUGGAGGAAAGUAUUGUUGUCCCUGUUGUGCAUUUUGUCCAUGCUGGGGAGGGCCUCCUGGGGGAGGAGGAGGGAACGAGUUGUUCGAAGAACCAUGAGGGCUCCCACCGAAAGAAGAGUUGCCUCCGUACUGCUGGUUCGAGCCAGGCUGCUGCUGAUGACUUCCAUAAGGGCCAUUCUGACCGGGCUGUUGCUGAUGCGAGUUGAAAGGCUGAUGAGAACCUGGCUGCUGCUGCGAUCCGUAUGUCUGAUUCUGACUAGGUUGGUGUUGAGAACCGUACUGUUGGUUCGAGCCAUGCUGUUGAUGCUGGUUCGGGGAUGGAGAGCCAUAGGAAUGCACACCGGCCGCGGGGGGCGCUGAAGCGACCGGGGGAGCUGAGCCCGUAGGGUUGUAGGUUGGUGCCUCGCCAGAGUACGUUCCACCACCUCCCUGCUGCUGCUGCGGCUGUUGCCCAGAACUAUAGCCAAAGUUGGAGUUUUGUCCCUAUCGCCUGAUUAGUCUUGCGCGAACGGCGCACGUUGCUGUUGUGAACAUACACUGCUGCCGUGUUUGCCGCCAAACAUAGUUGCAACACCACCCAUAAGCUGCCCGGCGAGGCCUCCCUGAUGAUGGCUUGAGCUCUGGUUGGAAUUACCAUGGUAAUUUUGGGGGGCAGGAGGCUUCUCCUGACUAGCCGAGUGCAUAAAGCUCGACGCCAGUUGCCCAACGAGCUUUCCUGCGCCCGAGGGCUUGUUUCCUCCAUUGCUGCCGCCACUACCACCAUGGCUGCCGCCGAGGAACUGGUUUGCAAGACCGCCGAGAUUGCCCAAUGGACUGGAGCUGUGGCCACCGCUGCUGCUACCACCAUGACCAGAGUUCUUUCCGCCGAGCAAAGCGUUCAUAGCCAUGCUCUGACAGGCUGUUAGCAUAAUUCAACACUAUUCGAGAAAUGCCAAGACGACAUACUCCAAGACCCCGUUCACCAGAGGGACCAUCUACACCUCGGGUGCCGUCCGGCAUAAUUGGUUCCAUGGUACCAUCUGCAUGGCGCACAGUUUGCGAUCCAUCAGGAUGCGUGAUGAGUUCCGAACGUUUGGGAGCGCCGUAAGGAUGUUCGCCCUGGGGAGCUGGAGUAUUUCCCGUUUUGGCUGGUUCAGUAGGAACCUCCCACUGCGAAACACCGGUCGACAGUUGUACAUAAUAAUAUUUCUUGCUUGUGCCAUCCCAUUGAGCAAUCCAGCCCGCGGGCAGCGGGGGAGGAGCAAACGUGGGGCCUUCGGCCUGAGGAGAGGCAGGGCCCGUCAUGUUCGAGAUACGGUAUAGGUAGGUAAAGAUAUUGUAUGUAGCGGUCGAGGCGGGGAGAUGUCGCAAAUGGAGAGGUCGCAGAUAAGGUAGGCAAAGGAUGAAUAAAUUGUCGCGUGGUGAGGGAGAAGGAGUGGUUGAAGACGGAAGUCCGUCACUGAACGAGAAGGGCCGCAGUCAUGAAGAGUGUAAAAUACAAGAGGCGGGAACAAGACAAGAGACGAGGUGAGGUUUAGAUGGUGUCGCCUCUAAACUAACCCUGGGUGGUGGAGGUUAAUAAGGCAGGCUUGGCUUGACUGGGCUAAGCUGGAGGAGGGGCUCCAGGCUCUCUUUCGCCGCCCAAGAUCGAUUGAUGGGAAGGGACCCUCAGCAAGGGAAAAGCCCACUUUGGGUUGUUAUGCUGGGUUCCAUCCAUUCGAGAGGUAGGUACCUACCCAGCGGCUAGAUCAGGCGUCUCCAGAAGUGAGUAUCAAACUGAACCGGCUCACUAAUCCCAACAACUUGGACCAGUGUCUUCAACCAGGACGCCAAAUUUCGUACGGAUAGUCAGGUCCACAACCUAUACUAUCGGGCUCUGGAUAAUCAAUUCAGAUAUGUACUCCUGAACUCUCAAUAGCUUCAUCUCACCAUCCAAAAGACUCCACUGGGCUUCUGAGGUACCAAGGUAUGGACCAAGCACAGCCCCG
Fusarium odoratissimum NRRL 54006 is the source of this 3431-nucleotide messenger RNA. RefSeq lists its product as uncharacterized. Gene Ontology annotation, cellular component: endoplasmic reticulum membrane; mannosyltransferase complex. Gene Ontology annotation, molecular function: mannosyltransferase activity. The transcript is spliced from 2 exons. NCBI's taxonomy places the organism in Eukaryota, Fungi, Ascomycota, Sordariomycetes, Hypocreales, Nectriaceae. The record is from RefSeq and is a predicted model, not a curated record. Gene Ontology annotation, biological process: GPI anchor biosynthetic process. Bases 82 to 813 code for a protein of 243 amino acids.